UAAACAUUCCAUCUUCGCAACACAGUAGACCGCGUAGAAGUGUUUCUAACACCAAUCACCUAGACAACCUUGAGGGGAUUGAAGCAGGGAUGUCACAACCGCAAAUGGCUGCUGACUGGCAUGCUGAUUAUUCAGAUAAUUUAGUUUUGCAUGAUAUUAGCGUAGAAUCUACUACUACUAGCGGUGACGGUGAUGGUAUUAACGAUAAUGGUGUUAGUUCAUCCUACGCCGACGACGACGACUUGGGUGGUGACGUAACGGCAUCAUUAUCCCACGUCUACUCUUCUGCCGCGCACGGUGUUGGUCCUAUUGUUUCUGAUGUUUUGUUUGUCUCUACUACCGCAACUACUUCACCUUCCACCUAUUCAUCUUCCACUCUAUCACAAUCACAAUCAUUACCGCUAUCUUCCGCUUCCGGUACGCUGGAGUCAAAUGAGCAACCAGCAUAUGGCGAUGACGACAACCACGACACCGUCGUCGACGAAGACAACGGCGACGACGACGACGGGGAGUAUGAGCUGAAUUUUCAAUCAACUGCGAGCACCAGCUCAUCCGAUUACGAUUCUCAGCCGGAUGAGCAAGAGGAUGCUGAUGAAAUUUUUACCGCUAAUGAUAAUGACAUAACAUAUGUUACAACUAACAAUGAUCCUGAUUUAAUCACAAAUAAUUCAUUUGAUGUGGAGUCAAGUACGGUGGUCUCGGUCGUGUCUUCUGCUGACGAUAUCCAGCUAGAUUACGUUGCUAAACUUGGUUACAUCGAGGAGGAGAAACUGCCAAAUGAUGAUCCAUUGGCACUAUACGAACAUCUCAACGGUGCGGAGAUGGACGAUGUUGUGGACGUUGAGCUCAUUAGCCUCGAAGAUGGUCCAAUUAGUGGUGAAGAGAUGAGGAAAACAAGAAAUAAGCUUUACUAUAAGAACGUUCAGGAAAAACAGGGUCAAGAAUCGGAACGUGUGGAAAUUCACACGCUGCCUUCGCCUGUGGAGAAUAGAAGCCAAAUAGUUCCUGUUCCCAUCAGUCCUCCUCAGGUACCGAUUUAUCUGGUUCACGAAGCUGUUGGAUCGAAUGACGAGCAAAAAGAAGGUCCUGUUUUGCCACGUUUGUUAGUCAAUAUAUCUAUAGCAACGGACAAUGGGACCGGGACAGUUCAGCACUCGGUAUAUGUUCUGCAGGUAUCGAUACCAACUCCAUCCGAGUAUAUUCCCCGGCCGAACCCAUCCGAAUUCGAUCGAGAAACUGUUGAUUCAAACCAUUCUUGUCCACCUGAACCACCACCUGCUCCACCCUGUCCUAUAAAAUGUCCCAAUUCUUCACUUUUCGAAAAAUACCAGGUAAUAAAUGUAAUCGAUGAAAGUGGUUCCUUUGAAGAGGUUGAAGAUAGCUCCGAAGCUCCUGAUUUCAAAACAAAUGAGAUAAAAUCCACGGUGUCAAGAUCCGAGGAACAAUCUACGGAAACGACCAUCACUGAACAAGAUACAGACGGUACGAUGCCACCAGUGUGGGAAUGCCCAAAGAUUACCCCACCGCCGAUUCUAAUCCUGGAAGGUGAGCUAAUGCAAAUUUAAAAUCAUCCGUGACGACGUGUACAUAGCGGAAGACAUAUAAAAGACUCCAUCACCAGCAACGAAAAAGAAUUAAACAUCUCAAGGAACCAUCCGAAGAGCUAACCCAAAAUCGACAUUCCAUACCUUGCUAACACGUUCAGCCAUUCUUUUACAUCCGGGAAAACUCAUCCUCAGUCGGAGGAAAAAUGCUUUGCAUGCUUCACUCUGCUCACUUCUGUAUUAACUUUCGCGUUAGCAUAGAAAUUAAUUAAUAUUCACAAAGCGUUCAUCCACUUUCGAGGCAUUAAAACAAGCCACCAAGUCAGUGCUCCUGUUGUAUACUAACUUUUCUCAUCUUUUUUUUCUUUUCUUCUCUCCUCUCACUCCUGCUAACCAAAAAAAAACCAAAACUUCUGUACCUGCACUACCCCCAAAACAACCCGGGCGGGGCCUACUGUUCUGUAUUUUUGUGUGUUUCUGUGCUCUCUGUGUCCUAUCCCUCGCACCAAACGAAAAUAAACCACCACCACCAACAACAACAACAAAAAACUAC
Topomyia yanbarensis is the source of this 2097-nucleotide messenger RNA. RefSeq lists its product as uncharacterized. The transcript has a single exon. The record is from RefSeq and is a predicted model, not a curated record. The coding region runs from base 90 to 1565 and encodes 491 amino acids. NCBI's taxonomy places the organism in Eukaryota, Metazoa, Arthropoda, Insecta, Diptera, Culicidae.